AUGAUAUUUGCUGUGGAGGAGAUUAACGCAAGUCCAGACCUUCUUCCCAACAUCACAUUGGGCUUCAAGAUUAUCGAUACCUGUAGUGUCCUGAGACGGGCAGUGGAAGGGACUCUGUGGAUGUUAUCAGGAGGGAGUGAGAGCAUCCCAAAUUACCAAUGGCAAGAGCAAUCACACUUAGCCGGCAUCAUUGGUGACUCUGGAUCAACAAGGUCCAUCAUUAUGGCCCAUAUAUUGGGACUCUAUAGAUAUCCACAGAUCAGUUAUUUUUCUACUAGCCCAUUUCUGAGUAAUAGGAAUCAGUUCCCUUCCUUCUUCCGGACAAUACCUAGUGAUGAGUUUCAAUCUCGAGGUCUAGCUCAACUCAUCUCAUAUUUCGGUUGGACCUGGGUUGGUCUGUUGGCCACUGAUAAUGACUAUGGACUAAUUGGUAUCCAAGUGGUUAAACAUGAAAUCUUAACAUCUGGAGCAUGUGUGGCCUUUGUUGAGAAUAUCUUGACUAGUCACCCAACCAAAAAUGCCCCACAUAUUGUUCAGGUUAUCGGAAUGUCAACAGUCAAUGUUGUAGUAGUUUUGUCUUCUGAUUCUGACUUCAUGCCAGUGUUGGAAGAGUUACUAAGACAAAAUGUAUCUGGGAAAAUUUGGGUAGCUAGUGAAUCUUGGUCAACAUCUGCUCUUCUGUCCAAGGAAAGGUUCAACAAAAUUUUGAAUGGCACAAUAGGAUUUGCAAUCCAUGGUGGCCAGAUGCCAAGAUUUCCAGAGUAUCUCAGCAGUCUUUAUCCUUCUAAAUACCCAUCUGAUGGCUUUGUGAAGGAGUUUUGGGAGCAAAUAUUCUCUUGUGAGUGGUUUGGGAAAACGGACAAUAACACCACACAAGAAUGUACAGGUGAAGAAAAACUUGAGAGCUCAAUAACUAAUGCAGAUCUUAGAAUUACAUUCAAUGUCUAUACUUGUGUUUACACAUUUGCCUGGGCCUUGCAAAGUCUUCUGCAGUGCCAACCUGGUGCUGGACCAUUUCUUCACAAAGAAUGUGCUAAUAUCUUAUCUUUUCGACCUUGGCAACUACUUUAUUAUGUAAAAACUGUUAAUUUUCUAGUCAAUGACAGAACACAUAUUUUCUUCAAUGAUAAAGGGGACCCUCCAGCAAUAUAUGAUAUUGUGAAUUGGCAGUCAGGGGCCACAGGAAAUUUGGAGCAGGUUAUAGUUGGAAUUUAUAAUUCAAAUGCCCCACGUGGAAAUACUCUUAUUUUAGACAGUUCUGCUAUUAAAUGGAAUACGAGGGAUGCACAGGUGCCAUACUCCCAGUGCAGUCCAAGUUGUCCGUCAGGGUUUCAAAAGGUAACAAUACCAGAGAAACCUACCUGCUGUUAUGAAUGCAAUCCAUGUCCUCAGGGGAAAAUCUCUAAUCAAACAGAUGCUGUUGAGUGUCAACAAUGUUCCUGGGACAUGUGGCCAAAUCAAGAACAGGACAGAUGUCUACCCCGCACUAUUGAAUUUCUGUCCUACAAAGACCCAAUGGGUGUGAGCUUGGCAGCCAUUGCUCUUUUCUCUUCUACAGUCCCUUUUUGCAUUCUGAUGGUCUUUUUCUGCCACAGAACUACUCCAAUAGUUAGAGCCAAUAACUGGUCUCUCAGUUGCCUUCUUCUAGUUUCUCUCUCCUUUUGCUUUCUUUGCGGCCUAGCUUUUAUCGGCUACCCACAAGCUGAGAUGUGCCUGCUGCGCCAGGUGGCAUUUGGGAUGGUUUUUUCAAUCUGCAUUUCCUGUGUCCUCGCAAAGACUGUCACUGUUGUAAUUGCCUUCAAAGCAACCAAGCCAGGCUCAAGGUUAAGAAAAUGGACAGGGAUUAAGAUCUCUUACUCUGUCAUGGGACUUUGUGUCUUUAUUCAGUUAUGUAUCUGUGUAUCAUGGCUCUCACUUUCCCCACCAUUCCAAGAAUAUGAUAUUCAAACACAAUCUGGAGUUAUCAUCAUUACCUGCAAUGAAGGGUCAUCAACAGCUUUCUGGUGCAUGGUGGGAUAUCUUGGCUUACUGGCCACUAUUAGCUUUAUUGUUGCAUUCUUGGCCAGACGCCUUCCAGACAGUUUCAAUGAAGCCAAGUCCAUCACAUUUAGCAUGCUGGCCUUCCUCAGUGUCUGGGUGUCCUUUGUUCCAGCUUAUCUUAGUGCUCGUGGAAAGAACACAGUUGCCAUGGAGAUCUUUGCCAUCAUUUCUUCCAGCUGGGCUGUGGUCAUCUGUAUCUUUGUGCCAAAAUGUUUCAUUAUAUUAUUCCAACCCAACAUGAACUCCAGAAAGUAUCUCAUGAAGAAAGACAUAGGACAGAAAUAA
Molecule: messenger RNA, 2325 nt
Organism: Pelobates fuscus (common spadefoot toad)
Lineage: Eukaryota; Metazoa; Chordata; Amphibia; Anura; Pelobatidae
Product: extracellular calcium-sensing receptor-like
Exons: 5
Coding region: 1-2325 (774 amino acids)
Biological process (GO): G protein-coupled receptor signaling pathway
Cellular component (GO): plasma membrane
Molecular function (GO): G protein-coupled receptor activity
Source: RefSeq, a predicted model, not a curated record